This is a messenger RNA of Pichia kudriavzevii, 2019 nucleotides long. RefSeq lists its product as uncharacterized. Gene Ontology annotation, biological process: endoplasmic reticulum membrane fusion. Gene Ontology annotation, molecular function: GTP binding; GTPase activity. The coding region runs from base 1 to 2019 and encodes 672 amino acids. Gene Ontology annotation, cellular component: endoplasmic reticulum. The record is from RefSeq and is a predicted model, not a curated record. Lineage: Eukaryota; Fungi; Ascomycota; Pichiomycetes; Pichiales; Pichiaceae. The transcript has a single exon.
AUGAGCGAAACACAAUUUCUAAGAGUUUGUAGAGUUAGUGACAGAUCAUUCAUUAGACGAUCUUUGGCUGCCUGGCAAAUUACUGCAAAUUUCCCUGCUGGUAGACUACACCAAGGAAAAAAAAUGGAUUCUUCUCCUGUUUUAAAGAAAGGGGAUAUAAACACCAAUUCAGUUCAGCUGAUUGAUGAGGAGAAACGGUUUGCCAAGAAUCUUGAAACCUAUGUUGAUGCAUGCUACAUGAACAAAUCAGAGGACGAUAGUGGAUUAAACUACCAUAUCGUCUCAGUUUUUGGCUCACAAUCCACAGGUAAGUCUACCUUGCUUAACAAGUUGUUUGGUACGCAAUUUGACGUUAUGGAUGAAGAAAAAAGGCAACAAACUACAAAGGGUAUUUGGUUUUCGCAUGCAAACUACAUAGCGUCUCAUGAUGAGACCAACCCAAAGACAGAAAAUAAGAAGAACGUAUAUGUUUUGGAUGUCGAAGGUGUUGAUGGAAGAGAAAAGGCAGAUGACAAAGACUUUGAACGGAAAUCGGCAUUGUUUGCUUUGGCAACGUCUGAAGUUCUUAUUGUCAAUAUAUUCGAACAUCAGGUUGGUUUAUAUCAAGGUGCAAAUAUGGAAUUGUUAAAAACUGUUAUGGAAGUAAAUCUCUCUUUGUUUCAUAAGCAAGCAGAAAGAUGUUUGCUUCUUUUUGUAAUUAGGGAUUUUACCGGCUUGACUCCAUUGUCGAAUUUGGGGCAAUCUUUAGAAGCAGAUAUGAAUAGAAUAUGGGCCGACUUAAAUAAACCGGAGGAAUGCAAGGACUCGAAACUUGUAGACUUCUUCGACUUGAAGUUUGCUUCCAUUUCUCAUAAACAUUACCAGCCAGAAAAAUUUGACUCUGAUAUCAGAAAACUAGGUGACGACUUCUCAAACGAGACCUUCUUUGCUAACAACAGGUAUCAUAAAAAGAUACCAAUUGAUGCCUGGGCAUUAUACUCACAACAAAUAUGGGAGCAAAUUGAAAACAAUAAAGAUUUAGAUUUGCCAACUCAACAGAUAUUAGUUUCCAGGUUCAAGUGUAACGAAAUAUCUACUGCCUUGUAUGAUGAGAUUUUUGAUAAGGAAUUCAAUAAAUUAACAUUACCUGAAAAAGACCCGCUUGAGUCUUGCAAAGUCUUUAAAGCGCUAAGAUCUAAAUGUUUGGAACUGUAUGAUCAACAGGCCUCUCGUUAUAAAUCCGCAGUUUAUUUGGAAACACGAAAAGAACUCGAAUUGAAAAUGGACUUGAAAUUAAAAGAUUUCCAAUCCAGAAUAUUGGGUUUGUUAAUAGAGAAACUAGUCACUGAGCUCGAUUCGGCAUACGCUGCUCUAAAAAAGUCAAAGACGACUUCUAACUUUGAAGAAACGCUUAAGUAUGUCAUCGAUGAGACCCUGGACAAAUUCGAAACAGCAAGCAGUCAGUACAUUCUGGUUGAUGAUUCAGAGGUUAGUGAAAUUUAUGCACAAAACCUGAAAGUUCAUUCUGAACUUUUAAUGGCCAAGCUAAAGGAUUUUUCAGACCGGAUGAGAAACAAGGAGUCAACUGCGCUUGUUAAUAAGCUGGGAAAAAAAUUCCAGAUUAAAAUCAAGGAAUAUCUAAUUGAAGAGGUUACUCAACCAACAGAUGAUUUAUGGGAUAAAGUAAUGUCGCAAUUUGAUCAAAUUGUCGAGAAGCUUUUAAGGACAUACGAAUAUGGUCAGGGUUAUGACUUUCAAUUGGGCCUUAAAGAAGGUAAUGAUCUUUUACACCUGAAAAUUAUGAAAAUGAUUUGGAAGAAAUAUGAUGUUCUGGUUCAUGACUUUAUAAAUGAAGAUACUGUUUCGAGAAUCUUGAGAAAUGUCUUUGAAGAUAAAUUUAAAUUUGAUGACAAAGGGUUACCUAUUGUAUGGAAGGACUUCAAUCAGCUUGACUCUAGGUUCAACAAAUCAAAAGAAGAAACUUUAAAGUUAUUGCCUCUUCUAGGUACCAUGCGCCUCUCAAACGGUAAAACUGUUUAA